Messenger RNA from Phalacrocorax carbo (great cormorant), 2486 nucleotides. The record is from RefSeq and is a predicted model, not a curated record. Lineage: Eukaryota; Metazoa; Chordata; Aves; Suliformes; Phalacrocoracidae.
UCGGUGCCAGCCGGGCCCGGCGAGGCGGCCCGGGCCGGGGAGGGGGGGGGGCAGGCGGGGGGGGCCCGUCCCGUCCCGCCGCCGCCGGCCCCGCCGAGCCAUAAAGCCCAUGGGGAGCCGGCGGCGGCCGGGCUGAGCGAGGCCGGGACCCCGGGCACCCUGGGGCCCUCCCCGAGCAAGAUGACGUCGGCCACCAAGGUGUACUACAGCCAGACGACGCAGACCGACAGCCGCCCGCUCAUCGGCUCGGGGCUGCGCCGGCGCCGGGUGAUGACCAAGGACGGCCGCAGCAACGUGCGGAUGGAGCACAUCGCCGACAAGCGCUUCCUGUACCUCAAGGACCUGUGGACCACCUUCAUCGACAUGCAAUGGCGGUACAAGCUGGUCCUUUUCUCCGCCACCUUCGCCGGCACCUGGUUCGCCUUUGGCGUCAUCUGGUACCUGGUGGCCGUGGUCCACGGGGACCUGCUGGAGUUCGACCCGCCGGCCAACCACACGCCGUGCGUCAUGCAGGUGCACACCCUCACCGGCGCCUUCCUCUUCUCCCUGGAGUCCCAGACCACCAUCGGCUACGGCUUCCGCUACAUCAGCGAGGAGUGUCCCCUCGCCAUCGUCCUGCUCAUCACCCAGCUGGUCCUCACCACCAUCAUGGAGAUCUUCAUCACCGGCACCUUCUUGGCCAAGAUCGCCCGGCCCAAGAAACGCGCCGAGACCAUCAAGUUCAGCCAAAACGCGGUGGUGGCCCAACACAACGGCAAGACCUGCCUGAUGAUCCGUGUGGCCAACAUGCGCAAGAGCCUCCUCAUCGGCUGCCAGGUGACGGGCAAGCUCCUCCAGACCCACCUCACCAAGGAGGGCGAGAGCGUCCGCCUCAACCAGGUCAACGUGGACUUCCAGGUGGACACCUCCUCCGACAGCCCCUUCCUCAUCCUGCCCCUCACCUUCUACCAUGUGGUGGACGACGCCAGCCCCUUCCGGGACGCGGCCCUACGGAUGGGCGAAGGCGACUUCGAGCUGGUGGUCAUCCUCAGCGGCACCGUGGAGUCCACCAGCGCCACGUGCCAGGUGCGCACCUCCUACCUGCCCGAGGAGAUCCUCUGGGGCUACGAGUUCACCCCGGCCAUCUCCCUCUCGGCCAGCGGCAAGUACGUGGCCGACUUCAGCCUCUUCGACCAGGUGGUGAAGGUGACGGCGCCCUGUUGCCUCCACGAGACCGUCCGGUUCGGGGACCCCGAGAAGGUGAAGCUGGAGGAGUCCCUGCGGGAGGCGGCAGAGCGGGAGCGGGAGGGAGCACCCCUGAGCGUCCGCAUCAGCAACGUCUGAGCGCCCACCGGGACGCCGACGACGCCGCCCCCGGAGGUGCCACCAGCGCCCGGAGGUGCCACCAGCGCCCGGAGGUGCCACCAGCUCUUCCCCCCGUCCCGUCCUGGGCCGUUUUCCUUGCGGCAGGGGGCAGCUCCAUCAGGGACCCCUGUGGGUGCUCGCCCACCCGCCGGCGGGGCUGUCCCCCCACCCCGCCGUCCCAGCCCACCUGGGGACAGGGCUGUCCUUGUCCCCCCUCACCUCUCUGCUAACACCAGCCAGAGACCCCCCGGCCCUGCCGCAGGACACAAUCCUGUGGGAGAUGGUGGCCUGGGUGGGGGGCACGGCCACCUCCAGCCCCCGGGGAUGGACACAGCCACCUCCAGCCCCUGGGGACAGCCGGGGACAUCACUUCUUGCCAGCUGGGAGCCGUCUUGCUGUCUGAUCCCGCCCCAGUGAGCUGGGGCUGAGACCCGAGCCACUCGCUGCACACGUGGGCUGGGGAGCGGGAGGCUCCGACCUUGUGGGACCUCUCCCCUUGCUCAUGGGAACCCCCCCAUGCCUGGGAAGGUUCAGGCCAGGGGGCACAGGCCCCCUCCCCAGCCCAUCACCCCCCCGCACCCCCUUCGCCCUCCCCAUGGCCCACAGCCCCCAACCCUUCAGGGGCCACGGGGGCACCCCCAAGUCUGGGGUCACCGCACACUCACCAGGGGAAACUGAGGCAGGAGAAGCCCUCGAGCCCCCCCGUCCUCCACCACCCUCCCCCCCGAGCCAGGCCCUCCUCCCUGCGCUGACCCCCCCACACACACACUCCGGGCUGUGGGGGGGACACACACACACCCCCCGCGGCAUCACCGAUAAUCGGACACGGCCGCGGCGCCGCGUCCCCCCGGGCCGGGCACCCCCCCGGCCCCGCUCGAGCCCGUCGCUGCUGCUAACGUAGAGCUCUGCUAUUAACGCACGGCCCCGGCUGCCCCCCUCGCUGCGCUGAGGCCAGGUGAUACGUAUAUAUACAUAUAUAUAUAUAUAUAUAGUGCGACUAAUCUAUCUAUAUAUAAUGGGGAAGGAAGGUUCGCCCCCGGAAAGACCGGCUCGCGGGAGCCCCGCUGCCGCUGGGGCACCCCGGGGGUCUCCUCCUUGAUUUGGGGGAAGAAAGUUACUAAAUAAAGGUUAUGUUGAUGGUG